AUGUAUUACGACAACCUGCCGGUGUGGGGCUUUGUGGGCAAGGUGGAGAAGAUUAUACCCAACUCGGGUGAGCCCCAGUACCGCUAUUACGUGUUCACCCACAUGAGCUUCGACAUCAAGUACAACGGGGACAGGGUCAUUGAGAUCAACGUGCUGACGGACCCCGCCCACGUCGCUGACGUCAGCGAGGGGGCCGAGCUGCCCACCGUGGCCUUCACCUACAGCGUGAAGUGGGUGCCCACCACCAUACCCUACGAGGACAGGCUGCAGCGCUACGAGAGGUUCCCGCUGAACCCGGUCCACCUGGAGAUCCACUGGUUCAGCAUCAUCAACAGCUGCGUCACGGUGCUGCUGCUCACGGGCUUCCUGGCCACCAUCCUGCUGAGGGUGCUCAAGGCUGACUUUGUAAAGUUCAGCCGCGGGGAGGACGGCGCCCCAAAUCACUCUUCCCCCUCUUUAGAGUUUGAGGAGGAGGAGUCCGGCUGGAAGUACGUCCACGGCGACGUGUUCCGCUUCCCCCCGGGAAAAGCCAUCUUCGCGGCCUUCGUGGGCACCGGAACCCAGGUCCUCACGCUCUCGUUCUUCAUUUUCGGGCUGUCCCUCAUCGGGGUGUUCUACCCCUACAACCGUGGCGCGCUGUUCACGGCCAUGAUCGUGCUUCCAUACUGCUGA
Molecule: messenger RNA, 672 nt
Organism: Monoraphidium neglectum
Lineage: Eukaryota; Viridiplantae; Chlorophyta; Chlorophyceae; Sphaeropleales; Selenastraceae
Product: Putative phagocytic receptor 1b
Exons: 6
Coding region: 1-672 (223 amino acids)
Biological process (GO): protein localization to membrane
Cellular component (GO): membrane
Source: RefSeq, a predicted model, not a curated record